AUGGACGACUCUCGAGGCCAGAGGAGGCAGAAUGAUCCGCCCACCUACAGCCGGCAACAUCACCCCGCGCUGCAGGCGCAGGCAGGACAGGAUCGGAGGUCAUUUACGGGUACACAGAGAGAUAGCAGGUUCCAGACGACAUCACUGAGUUCUUCGCCCGCCGGAUCUUCCCGCGGAAUGGGUGGUUCAGCCGGAUACGGCGCUUACUACCAGGACUCAACAACGACCUCGUUCCCCACGACGGCCAUGACACAGGGCGCGCUGGGCUAUCAUCACUCUGCCGCUGACUACGGACAGCCAGACUCACGGCAAACACAGAGCUUUGCCGGCACGUACAAUCCAUCCAUGAUGUACAACGUCCAGCAGGCAACAGGGGGGCAGAGUGCCGGCGUGUACGAUGCGAGUCAACAGUUUUCCUCGCGGCAAGCCGCAGGUCUUCCAAUGAUGACGGAUGUCACGGCCCCCUACUUCUCAAGCGAGCCAACCAAUACCACAUCCGCCCUCCAAGCCCAGGCGCAGACGUCAAGCACGCCACAGGUAUAUCAGCAGCCGGGCUUGCAUGGCUAUUCCACCAGCAGCAUGGCAGCCAUUGGAGGAAUCACUACGCAGACCACUCCUGCUGCGGAAGUCAGGAUGGAGGAAGAAUAUCCCGCCACAGGAGGGCUGGACGAUGCAUAUGCGCAAUACCAAUCAGCGCUCAAGGGAAUUUUCAAGGACAUCCGAAAUGGUGCUCUAGCCACUGCCGGAGAAUCCCUUCUUCAGGUCUCGACUUGGCUUUUGGGACACGUUGUUGAACUAGGCCUCACGUCUGACGAUCAGAAUCUCCAUGGCGAACGUAUCAAGCUGUGGAACGACUUCAACUAUGCCUGGCUCGGCAUGUUCCAGCGCCAGAAAGAAAUGAUAGAAUCCGGACAGCAAUUACAGCGCUCCCAAAGCCUAGUGCCGCAAGAAGAGCUGGAAAAGAUGGCCAAGGAGCUGAUCAAGUAUUGCGACAACAUCGAGCGACAUGGUCUGGUAGACUAUCAGUACGGAGUAUGGGAAGAGCAAAUUAUCGAAAUCCUUGGAGAGUGCGUCGAUCUUUACGAGUCGGCCAACGCCUCUGGCAGCAGCGGAGGCGAGGGAUCCUCCAGCUCACGUCGGCGAUGA
Molecule: messenger RNA, 1146 nt
Organism: Podospora anserina S mat+
Lineage: Eukaryota; Fungi; Ascomycota; Sordariomycetes; Sordariales; Podosporaceae
Exons: 3
Coding region: 1-1146 (381 amino acids)
Source: RefSeq, a predicted model, not a curated record